Molecule: messenger RNA, 3769 nt
Organism: Scophthalmus maximus (turbot)
Lineage: Eukaryota; Metazoa; Chordata; Actinopteri; Pleuronectiformes; Scophthalmidae
Product: netrin-4-like
Exons: 10
Coding region: 220-2163 (647 amino acids)
Biological process (GO): substrate adhesion-dependent cell spreading; cell migration; basement membrane assembly
Cellular component (GO): laminin trimer
Molecular function (GO): protein binding
Source: RefSeq, a predicted model, not a curated record
GACGUUGAACCCUGAAGUGUGUGGGAUCAUGGAAUAAUCUAAGGAUGAUGACUGCAGAGCUCUUGGAUCAUACUAGUUGAGUCAAACGAGGCAAUUUGUUUUCACCAUGACUGACAGGAUGAAGCGACCCAGUCUGUUUUUUUCUUGAUGCUUCAAAAUUGCAAAGGAAUAUUGGAUUACAAACAAAUCGAUAGACACAUGAUUGGACCAAGUUGUUGAAUGCAUCUUCCUGCCUCCACCUCCUCCAGAAUGAGACUGUGGACUUUACUCAUCAUUUUCCCGGUGUGCGCAUCUUCUCCUCUUAUUGCCGACGCGUCUCGAGGCCAAGGUCCGGCCGCGGGCAGCAGCUGCUCUGGCCGAGCCUGCAACCCCCGCAUGGGCAACCUGUCCCGGGGCAGAGUGCUGAGCUCCAGGUCGGUGUGCGGCUCCAACUCCUCCGAGCAAUAUUGUUUCUACGAGCAGAGCGCUGCGCCCGGCCGGAGAGAGUCCUGCUCGGCGGCCAAGUGCGGCAAGUGCAACUCCGCCAUCCCCGGCCAGGCGCACCCUCCUUCGGCCAUGAGCGACUGCGCGUUCCGCCACCCGGACACCUGGUGGCAGUCUGCCGGGGGGGCGCAGGGGGAGACGCUCCGGCUGGACCUGGAGACCGAGUUCCUCUUCACCCAUCUCAUCCUGGUGUUCCGCUCCCCCCGGCCGGCUGCCAUGGUGCUGGAGCGCUCCCGGGACCACGGGCGCACGUGGAGGGCCCUCGGGCACUACGCCGGGGACUGCGACGAGGCGUUCGGCCUGGCAGAGGGGUCGCCAGUCAGGCAGAGGGGGGCAGCGUGCACCUCCAAGUACUCCGGAGCGUUUCCUUGCACCAGAGGAGAGGUGAUCUACCGCGCCCUGUCUCCCUGGCAGUCCGUGGAUCCUUAUGGACCCGCUGCUCAAGACCAGCUCAUGAUCACCAACCUGAGAGUCCGCCUGCUGCAGCGCCAGCCGUGCCCCUGCCAGGCCAAACACCCCGGCGCUGCCAUACUCCCCACAGAUCAUUUCGCCAUAUAUGAUUUUAUUGUCAAAGGCAGCUGCCUCUGCAACGGACAUGCUGACCACUGUGUUCCAGCCAGGGGCUACCAGCCCAGCCAGCACAGGACUAGUAACAUGGUCCAUGGCAAGUGUGUUUGCAGACACAACACAGCCGGUGACCACUGCGAGCGCUGCACACCUCUCUACAAUGACCAGCCCUGGCAGCCGGCCAACGGCCUCCUAGGGACACCACACGAGUGCCAGAAGUGCAAGUGCAAUGGUCAUGCCAAGAGCUGUCACUUCAGCCGCGGGUUGUGGCUGGCCACGGGACGGCGGAGUGGCGGCGUGUGUGACAACUGCCGCCACAACACCGAGGGUCGCCACUGCCAGAACUGUAAAAAGGGUUUCUCCAGAGACCCCGGUCGUCCAAAAACGGCACCUGACUCCUGCAAACCCUGCUCCUGCCACACUGCAGGCUCCGUCCUCUCAGGUGGUAGCCCUCUCUGCAGCCCUACCAGCGGGGAGUGCACCUGUAAGCCCGGUGUCGGGGGCCCGCGCUGCGACAGCUGCAUGAUGGGAUACUGGGGGCUUCGUGAAUACGGCUGCCGCCCGUGCGACUGCACAGGGGACUGUGACCCCUACACUGGUGACUGCAUUUCUGGCUCAGAUGUGGAGGUCUUCUAUACAGCCACUGGCCACUUGGGACACAGCAGCAAUAAUAGUGGGACGGCACUCUUUAGGGCAGAGGAGCUUUUCUCUGCACUGCACCACUCUGAGAAGUGUGAAUGUGUAGAAGUGACCCUUGGCAGCCCUAAACUCUUCUGCUCUGCAGAGUAUGACUAUGUGCUGGUGCUAAAGGUGAUGUCCGCUCACGACAAAGGCUCCCACGCAGAGGUGGAGGUCAAGGUCAAAAAGGUCUUGUACCAGAACCGUCAGAUGAAGAUCCAGAGGGGAAAUAUCACCCUUUACCCAGAGUCCUGGACCAUCCAAAGCUGUACAUGUCCCAUCCUCAACCCAGGAUCUGAGUAUGUAGUGGCUGGUCAUGAGGACUGGAAGACGGGCCGACUGAUGGUCAACACCAAGAGCUUUGUUAAACCGUGGAAGUCAAGUCUGGGACGCAAAAUCCUCCACAUCCUCAGGAAAGACUGUGGCCGCCGGUAGGGCAUCGCUCAAAAGCUGGACUGGAUAAAUGUAAGGAGCGAUGGAGAGGAUCAGCAUUCACAUGCAGAUGUUGUGUGAUGGAUAAGUGAAAUAAUGGGCAACAUGAACACAGCAGCUGCCUGAAUUAGACAUUGCUUGGACACUGAAAGUGAAAGCAAAAAGAAGAAGCCCCAAAACACAGAACGCAACAAUACUGUGGUUGUUAUAAAACUGUGGCGGAGAUAUAAGUGCAUACUGGAAUCAGUUACCUCACCCGACUGCAGUCACUUAAGGAUCAAAGAGAACAAAGCAAGACCAUCAUCCAGACAAAAGCUGAUGUUAGAAUCUCAUUCUUGUGUUAUGACAGCCUCCGCUCAUCAUUCUUUCCAGAUUAUUUAUAAAGCAAUAAGGAGUGCAUGUUAAAUACUCAGUUAUACUUAUAUAUGUCAGAGUCGAUGAGCCACUACAGUCACGUUGUUCUGUCUCUAUUUCAUUGAAAGCUGUUUACUUUUGAAUCUUGCAAAGGGGCCCAGACUGAAUCAUCCUUGUCGCCCCACACAUACUGUAUUUGGCGAUAAAUCAUGAGUCAACAUCAGAGUGUGUGUGUGCAUAUGCCCUAUGUCCUUGGCAGAGGGUCUGGGACAGAGCAGGUCCAAAAAAGUAGCUCCUGGAUGAGUAAGAGAGGAUGAAAAAACUUAAAAGGAAUCAGGGGUCUUUAUCUGAACGGCUCAGUUUUUCUCCGGCACACUUGCCCGCCUGCUGUCUGACAAGAGCAAAACAAAUCCCUGUGCCCCCUCUGGUCUGAAGUAGGCCAUUUUUUUGAAGUAGUCAAAAGGCUGAAGCACUUGGGAUUGAGUUUGCCCUUCCAGCUGAUUCAGUUACAAGAGUGGAUCAUUGUCAGGUUUCCUCAAAGUCUUGAUUCUGUGGGGACUUUCUGCUGUCCUCAGAAGACCCACUUCUAUAUGAGGAGGGUUCACUUGAGAGGGCCUCUCCUAACAUGAUAGUGUGGGAGUGUGUGUGUGUGAGAGAGAGAUAGAGUACACUCUAUCUCAACAUAUGUCUCUCUGUUUGGCCUCUGAGUCUUGCCGCCCCAAAAAUAAAUAUGUAUUAAAAUCCCGGGCACUCAUUGACAUCACUGUGUAUCAAAUCCAGAGUCCACGGGCCAUUUUUUCCCGCCAGGCCCAGUUAAGAAUAGGCCUGGUCGUCCGUCUCCAAGGAGAAUCACAAACUGUGUGAGGAGUCAUGAUGCAUUCCUCAGUCAUAACAUCACCGCCGAUGUCCUUGUCCCAAAGACUUUACCAAAAUGAGAGAAAAUGGGCAGGAUUUUUUCUCGUAAAGGACAAAUUGGUGAUUUAGGCAUCUGAAUGUACUCUGCCAUCAAUGUGACAUUUGUAAUGCUAUUUCUGUGUCAUAUACGUACUGCAUAAACUCUAUGUCAGUAAGAUCAUUCUUAAUGCUUUUGGGAAAAGUCUAUUUCAUUCAUUACCUCACGCUGAAGCGUGAGGUUAUGAAUAGCCUGUAAUUGGUUUACUAGUGGAGAUGGCAGCUUCAUGUUUGACCCAUGAUGUUUCAGUGCCGCCCUCCUUUGGUUGAAAGAGAGAAAUACACUAUUACAUGGUUAAAAAGA